Verticillium dahliae VdLs.17 is the source of this 960-nucleotide messenger RNA. RefSeq lists its product as uncharacterized. The transcript is spliced from 2 exons. Lineage: Eukaryota; Fungi; Ascomycota; Sordariomycetes; Glomerellales; Plectosphaerellaceae. The record is from RefSeq and is a predicted model, not a curated record. The coding region runs from base 1 to 960 and encodes 319 amino acids.
AUGGCACCUCCUCCGAUGCACCCCAAUAGAGGACCUUCCCAGCUGCAGCAACUGCCUCCUCAUCUUCAAGCCCAGGCACAGGCCCAGGCCCAGGCCCAGGCACAGGCCCAAGCUCAAGCACAGCUCCAGAGCCACGCAUCCGCCCCAGGCACAGCGAAUGCGCCGGGCGCAAUGCCAGGCAUGAUGCCACAGGGCAUGCUGCCAGCAACGGCGCAAGGCCUGAAUCCGGCUCAACAAUGGGACAAGGUCUCGUUUGCCAAUUUUGACUGGUCUCUAUACGACUACCAUCCAGCCGACGAUGGUGGUUUCUGGCAGCUACAGCCUGGGUACCCGCCCUCGGACACCCUUCCCAGCGUGAUACCCCUCGCCGUCACCAACCGAUCGCCCGUACAGCAACCGAAAGAUAUUGAGUGGACAUGUCUCAGCGCGGCAUGCCCCUCCAAGCCGUUCAAGCGCAAGACCGACCUCGACCGCCACUACAAGCAAGCCCAUGCAGACGGCAUCUCCACACCCGUCGCUGCGCUCGGGCCUCCUCCCUCGGGCGACGAUGUGCCUAUGACCGGCACCGGCUCCGUGCCGCCACAAGUGCUGGCCUCUAAUCCAGCAGCAGCCGCCGGCGCUGUCGGCUCCCCUCCGCCGCAGGACGGCAGCACCAAUGGAAAGGAUGCGAAAGAAAAGGAGAUGUUCCACUGCGACUAUGCCGCCUGCCCCCGGCGCACUGAAGGGUUCAGUCGCAAAGACCGUUUCCGGCUGCACCUGCAGGAAACGCACAAGGAAGACGUCAAUAAAAAAGGAGGAAAGAUUGAAGAUUCAUGGUUAGACAGCCGUAAGAUGUCUGCCAAGUGGUGGCGCUGUACAAAAUGUCUCGAUCGCAUCAAGAUCGAAGAGCACGGGUGGGAAUGUCCCAAGGACAACCUCAAGUGUGAAACGAGGCGGCGCGAAUAUCGCGAGAAGAUGUAG